Molecule: messenger RNA, 1129 nt
Organism: Spodoptera exigua (beet armyworm)
Lineage: Eukaryota; Metazoa; Arthropoda; Insecta; Lepidoptera; Noctuidae
Source: the annotation of a GenBank genome assembly
CCGUAUUGUUGUCAUACUCUACAGAUUCUCGUACACACUUUUAAGUACAAUGGCUGACAAUAUUGCUGCAGUCCUGCACGGACCUUACGAUAUUAGAAUUGAAAAUAUUCCCAUGCCUGAAAUACACGAUGAUGAGGUGCUGGUUAAAAUGGAUUGCGUGGGUAUCUGCGGAUCUGACGUGAAGCUCUAUACCACUGGUGCGUGUGGAAUGGAAACCAUAUCUGAACCGGUUGUCAUUGGCCAUGAAGGCGCUGGAGUUGUUGUCGAAGUUGGUUCAAAGGUGUCAUCUCUAGUAGUAGGGGACCGCGUAGCCAUCGAGCCGACGCAGCCGUGCCGCGCAUGUGAGUACUGCAAGGUGGGGCGCUACAACCUGUGCGUGGCGCCGCGCUACUGCUCAACCACCGGCGCGCCCGGCAACCUCUGCCGGUACUACAAGCAUGUCGCCGACUUCUGUCACAAGAUGCCAGACAACCUAAGCAUGGAGGAAGGCGCGGCCGUGCAGCCCCUCGCUAUAGCAAUGCACGCCUGCAACCGCGCGGAGAUACGGCUCGGCCAGCGUGUGUUGAUCCUCGGCGGCGGACCCAUCGGGAUACUCUGCGCCCUGACUGCGCGGGCCAUGGGAGCUAGCACCAUACUCAUUACAGACGUGGUACAAUCCCGAUUGGACACGGCACGCGAGCUGGGUGCGGACUACACCCUUCUGGUGAAGCGAGACUACAGCGACCAAGAGGUGGUGGACGGUAUAGUGGCACAGCUGGGCUGUCAGCCUGACGUCACCAUCGAUGCCUGCGGGUACGCCUCCGCGCAGAGAGUCGCUAUGCUGGUAACAAAGACAGGGGGUGUGCUGCUUGUGGUGGGCAUCGCGGAUAACAAGGUGGAGGUUCCACUAUCGCAGGCGUUACUGCGGGAGGUCGACGUGCGGGGCUCCUUCAGGAUCGUUAACACAUACCCGCCGGCUAUCGCAGCAGUGUCCUCAGGUGCCAUUGACCUGAAGAAGUUCAUCACACACCACUAUCCGCUGCAGAGCGCCAGGGAAGCCCUAGAACUCGCCAAAUCAGGGAACGCUAUGAAAAUAAUUAUACACGUGCAACAGUACCUAUAUGUGUUUUAUUUCAUCAUCUUUUCUUGA